Molecule: messenger RNA, 590 nt
Organism: Hemiscyllium ocellatum (epaulette shark)
Lineage: Eukaryota; Metazoa; Chordata; Chondrichthyes; Orectolobiformes; Hemiscylliidae
Gene: s100b
Product: S100 calcium binding protein, beta (neural)
Exons: 3
Coding region: 1-306 (101 amino acids)
Biological process (GO): positive regulation of canonical NF-kappaB signal transduction; positive regulation of cell population proliferation
Cellular component (GO): cytoplasm; nucleus
Molecular function (GO): S100 protein binding; calcium ion binding; RAGE receptor binding
Source: RefSeq, a predicted model, not a curated record
AUGCAGGGUUAUUCCAACAGAAUGUCUGACCUGGAGAACGCAAUGGUCACAAUUAUUGAGACUUUUCACAAAUACAGCGGGAGAGAAGGGGAUAAGCUGAAGUUGAAGAAGGUGGAACUGAAGGAGCUCAUUAACAAUGAGCUCUCCAACUUCAUUGGUGACAUUAAAGACCAAGAGACCCUGGACAAGUUGAUGGAAAGCCUCGAUAGUGACGGUGAUGCUGAGUGUGAUUUUCAGGAGUUUGUUGCUUUCGUUGCUAUGACCACCGCAGCUUGUCAUGAGUUCUUUUUCCCAGAGGAUGAGUAAAUGGACUAUAUGACUGCACAAUGGCACUGGAAGCAAAUCUCAGAGCAGGGUACUGCCUAUUAGACACUGCAGAAGUAAUAAGCAGUUCCAGGCAAGCACACCGUUUUGCAAACUAACCUUCACCUCUGUGUAGAUGUGAAGAAGCCCAUUACGCUGCAUAAUGCACAGGGUUUCAGCUCCAGGUACUGAUGAACAGCACUAAUUUGGAAAGCAAUGUAACACAAGCGAGGCUGACGAAAAUUGUGUAAUGCCAAAAGUUGUUUAAUCACGUAAAGAAUUAACAA